Diceros bicornis minor is the source of this 1511-nucleotide messenger RNA. RefSeq names its product deoxyribonuclease 1 like 1 (gene DNASE1L1). Gene Ontology annotation, biological process: DNA catabolic process. NCBI's taxonomy places the organism in Eukaryota, Metazoa, Chordata, Mammalia, Perissodactyla, Rhinocerotidae. The record is from RefSeq and is a predicted model, not a curated record. Gene Ontology annotation, cellular component: nucleus. The transcript has 7 exons. Gene Ontology annotation, molecular function: DNA nuclease activity. The coding region runs from base 170 to 1309 and encodes 379 amino acids.
CUCCAGUCUCUGCCCAAGCAGGCACUGCGAUUCCGUGGGGUGUCGCGAUCCACUUACAGCUGAGGCAGGCGUGGAGACAAGCUGGUCUGUGCAGAACUGAGCCCAGCUGGGACUGCCCCCUGGGGUGACCUGGAUUCCUCCGGAGGGUCCCAGCAGCACACACACAGCCAUGCACUGCCCAGCCGCGUUCCUGUUCCUCCUCCUGGCCAGUGGGGCUGAGGCCUUUCGCAUCUGCGCCUUCAACGCCCAGCGGCUGACGCUUGCCAAGGUGGCCAAGGAGCAUGUGAUGGACACCUUAGUUCGGUGCCAGUUCCCCAGGGACACCACCCUGCUCCCGCAGUGGCUGGCACUGAGUGGGGCCAGCCUUCCUGGUGUCCUGCAGAUCCUGGCUCGCUGUGACAUCAUGGUGCUGCAGGAGGUGGUGGAUCCUUCUGGCAGUGCUAUCUCCCUGCUGCUUCGAGAACUCAAGCGAUUCGAUGGCUCUGGGCCCUACGACUUCCUAAGCAGCGCCCAGCUGGGGCGCAGCACAUACAAAGAGAAGUACGUGUAUAUCUACCGGUCCCACAAGACACAGGUCCUGGAUUCCUACACAUACAACGACAAGUAUGACCGCUUUGCCCGGGAGCCCUUUGUGGCCCAGUUCACUUUGCCCAGCAAGGGUAGGAGGGGAAGAAGGGUGGCCCUGCUCUGUGGGUGGGGGAAGGGAGUCUGGCUGGCUCUUCCGGGGGCUUGGUCACCCGCAGGAGGCUGGUCAGAGAACGGCCAGGAGUGGGUGGGAUCCCUCCAUCCCUGGGGCUUCACAGUCCUUCCCAGCCUGGUGCUGGUCCCGCUGCACACCACUCCGAAGGACGUAGAGACGGAGCUGAACGCCCUGUACGACGUGUUUCUGGAUGUCUCCCAGCACUGGCAGAGCAAGGACGUGAUCCUGCUCGGGGACUUCAAUGCUGACUGCGCUUCACUGACCAAAAAGCGCCUGGAUGAGCUGGUGCUGCGGACUCAGGCAGGCUUCCACUGGGCGAUUGCUGAUGGGGAGGACACCACAGUGCGGGCCAGCACCCACUGCACCUAUGACCGCAUCGUGCUGCACGGGGAGCGCUGCCAGAGCCUGCUGCAUGCCGCGGCCGCCUUUGACUUCCCCAGGAGGUUCCAGCUCACCGAGGAGAAAGCUCUCAACAUCAGCGACCACUACCCUGUGGAGGUGGAGCUGAGCCAGGCGGCAUGCAGGGUCCAGCCCCUUGGCCUGCCUGCUCUCUUGCUUCUGUCGCUGCUGCUGCCACUCCUGCCCCCCCAGCUGGACCUAGUGGCCUGAACCGCCCAAUGCCUGCUGUCCACAGAUGUGAUGACUACACUGCCUUCAGGACUCACACCCUGGCUUCCCCUGUCUAUCCUGUCCUGGGGCCAAAGUGACUCCUGAGGGGCUUCAACUGCAGCCCUCCUCCACCAGACUGCAGCCCUGCCCAGCCCUGCCCCACCAGACUGCAGCCCUGCCCAGCCCUGCCCCAUCCGACUGC